UGAAGGAAUUUUUAUAAUGAUAAACACUAAUACAUGUUUGAAAAAGUAUCUGGCAUAAAAGAAUGCAUAAUAUGGCAAAAGAAGUAGUAUAAACUCCUCUUUUGAGAAUAAGGUUUUGUUUGGACAUAACCUGGAACCAGCCUUCAACUUGAUUCUCCUUCUUCUGCCUCCUAAAUGUGGGGUUGUAGCCUGGCUUCUAAACUGCUCUGAAUACAAAAGCUGUAGAUGGAGAAACAAGUGUCCUUACGUUGUGUAUAAUACAAAAGUGCCCAUUAUGUAAUGGGGUCCAAUAAAUGUCAGGUUCCUUAGAAUUUAGAGACUGGUUUGUUUGGGGUUGUAGGGAAAAGGGCAAGUGUAUAUGUCCCUGGUUUUUUUCUUGCAUUUUCUGUCUUCAUUUAUCUAUUUUUUUUUCUUGGUCUCUCUAUCUUUCUAACUCCAGGGAAGCCUCACCACCCACCUUCCCCGCCCCAGGAUGACCUAUCAUGCUCCUUCAGGACCUCGAUACAGGGCGUUUCCAUCUUAAGCUAACCCUGGACUCUGCCUACAUCUAGCUUAGAGCAGAGGACACACCAACCCUGAAGAGUUUGUGAGGCAAGCUCAGAACCGUUGGACUUGAAGAUGGCCCCUUUUCUAACCAAUAAGGAGCUGAUUUCUGCGGGAAUAAAGGAAUUUAAUGUUCUGCUGAAUCAGCAGGUCUUUGAUGACCCCCUUAUCCCUGAAGAAAACAUGGUGACUGUGGUGGAUGACUGGGUGAAAUUGUACACCAACUAUUACAAGAAGCAGAUGCUUGGGGAGCAGCAGGAACAGGACAGAGCUCUUCAAGAACUCCAGCAAGAGCUGAGUACUUUGGGCAGCCAGUUUCUGACCAAAUAUAGGACCUUUCUGAAGUCCCGAGAGAGCACACCGCCUUCCUCAUAGCCUAAAGGCUCAUGGUAUCUCAUCUAAGAACCCUGAAGUCUUGGCUCUCUGGGUUAUGUCCUCAGACUGUUCUCUCAUGGUGUUGCUGGACCUUGAUAUCUUAAUAAAGACCAAUACUAAUCUGUUGA
Molecule: messenger RNA, 1046 nt
Organism: Peromyscus maniculatus bairdii (prairie deer mouse)
Lineage: Eukaryota; Metazoa; Chordata; Mammalia; Rodentia; Cricetidae
Source: RefSeq, a predicted model, not a curated record